Messenger RNA from Glarea lozoyensis ATCC 20868, 1704 nucleotides. RefSeq names its product PLP-dependent transferase. Gene Ontology annotation, molecular function: sphinganine-1-phosphate aldolase activity; pyridoxal phosphate binding. The record is from RefSeq and is a predicted model, not a curated record. Gene Ontology annotation, biological process: carboxylic acid metabolic process; sphingolipid catabolic process. Bases 1 to 1704 code for a protein of 567 amino acids. The transcript has 3 exons. Gene Ontology annotation, cellular component: endoplasmic reticulum. NCBI's taxonomy places the organism in Eukaryota, Fungi, Ascomycota, Leotiomycetes, Helotiales, Helotiaceae.
AUGCCUGGAAGCUCGCGAAUGCCGGUUAGUCUGCGCAAUUCAUUGUCCUUGAAGAAAGGAGGAUCGAAUUCGCAGUUACUGGCGUUGAAUAUUGACUUAUUUCGAAAUAUCAUAUUCUUCCUGUUUCUCCUGCGAUGGACGAGAAAAGCGCUGUUGAAGUUAAAGGGAAGAGGGAUCUUUGGGACGGUCGCUGAUACAUAUAUCUCCAUCCGCCGAACACUAUAUGGACUUUUCCUGCGCGCACCCGGAGUACGAUCACAAGUCCAGAAACAGGUCUCCGAAGCUAUUGUAAAGUUACAAAUGAAACUUGUGCCGUCUGGACCAGGCGUUGUGCGACAUUUAACGCUGCCGAAAGAGGGAUGGAGUGAGGAUACGGUACUCAAGGAACUGGAAGCUUUGGCGACGAUGGAUCAUACGAGAUGGGAGGAUGGUUUCGUUUCUGGUGCUGUGUAUCAUGGUGGAGAUGAGUUGAUCAAGUUGCAAACGGUUGCGUUUGGCAAGUUUACGGUUGCGAAUCCGAUUCAUCCUGAUGUAUUCCCUGGAGUGAGGAAGAUGGAGGCGGAGGUUGUUGCGAUGGUUUUGGCACUUUUUAAUGCGCCUCCUGGUGCGGCUGGUGCUUCUACGAGUGGUGGGACCGAGUCAAUUUUGAUGGCUUGUUUGAGUGCUAGGAAUAAGGCUUAUAAGGAAAGGGGUGUUACUGAGCCAGAGAUGAUCCUUCCGGAAACAGGUCACACAGCUUUCCGCAAAGCAGGCGAAUACUUCGGAAUCAAAGUCCAUCUCGUCGCCUGCCCCGCACCAAACUAUCAAGUUUCCAUUCCCGCAGUCUCCCGUCUAAUUAACAGCAACACCGUCCUCCUCGUCGGAUCUUCCCCCAACUUUCCCCACGGCAUCAUAGACGACAUCUCCGCCCUCUCCAAGCUCGCCGUCAAACGCAAAAUUCCCCUUCACGUAGAUUGCUGUCUUGGUUCCUUCCUCGUUCCCUUCCUCGAAAAAGCCGGCUUUGAAUCCACCCUCUUCGACUUCCGUCUCAAAGGCGUAACCUCCAUCUCCUGCGACACACAUAAAUACGGCUUCGCUCCCAAAGGAAACAGCACCGUCCUCUACCGCACCGCCGCCCUCCGCGCCUACCAAUACUUCAUCUCCCCCGACUGGUCUGGCGGCGUUUACGCCUCCCCAUCUAUCGCGGGAUCCCGCCCUGGCGCCCUCAUCGCCGGUUGCUGGGCCUCCCUCAUGAGCGUAGGCGAAACGGGAUAUAUAGACUCCUGCCACCAAAUCGUCGGCGCGGCGAAGAAAAUCGCUGAACAGAUCGCCACGAACCCUGCGCUAAACGCGGAUCUCGAAAUCAUGGGUAAACCACUCGUUUCCGUCGUAGCGUUCACGUCUAAAACGCUUGAUAUCUACGAUAUCGCUGAUGCCAUGUCCGGAAAAGGAUGGCAUCUGAAUUCGCUGCAGGAUCCACCCGCCAUCCAUGUCGCUGUCACCCUGCCGAUUGUCAAGGUCUGGGAGAAGCUGGUUAAGGAUCUUGAGUCGGUGGUUGAGGGCGAGAAGGAAAAGGAACGCGUGAGGAUUGUGGAGGGGAAGGGUGCGAAGGGGAAGAGUGUUGGGGAUAGUGCCGCGUUAUAUGGUGUUGCGGGGAGCUUGCCUAACAAGAGUGUGGUGGUGGAGCUGGCGAGUGGGUUUUUGGAUACGUUGUAUAAAGCUUAG